UCAAUUAUUCAAAACAGUACUCAAAACAAUCUCUUUCAGGACCUGUACUAAGUCAACACAGCAGUAAGCCAUUACCUCUCCAUCCACACGUUCUCACCCUUCCCGUUUCUUUCAGGACCUGGAGUUCCACGGGGUGAUGCGCUUCUACUUCCAAGACUCCGGUCAGAAGGUGGCGACCAAGUGCAUCCGCGUCGGCAGCACGGCCACGGCGCGCCACGUCAUCGAGACCCUGGUGGAGAAGUUCCGGCCGGACAUGCGCAUGCUGUCCAUCCCCGAGUACGCCCUCUACGAGAUACACGAGAACGGAGAUGAGCGCCGGCUGUCAGAGGACGAGAAGCCGCUCCUGGUGCAGCUCAACUGGAAUAAGGAUGACCGUGAGGGGCGCUUUCUCCUGCGCAGGAUGGACCUCUACAGCAGCACUGGCUUCUUGCAUGAAGCUAACGUCUGUGAUACCUUACAGAGCAACCACUCCUUGGUGCACACCCUGCCGCCGCACCCCACCACACCCGUGCCGUCCAAGGAGCAGCCUUUCCAGCGCAAACUCUCCAAGCGUGAGAAAAAGGAACUCAAGAAGCAGGAGAAGCUGCGACGCGCUAACGAGGCCAAUGAGAAUGACAGCUCAGUGGCGGAGAAACUUUACACAGAGCUCCCGGAGACCAGUUUCACACGCAGCAUCAGCAACCCUGAGGCGGUGAUGAGACGCAGGCGGGCGCAGAAGCUCGAGAAGAAGCUGCAGCAGUUCAGGAGUAAAGAUGGAGGGCCAGACACUGGCGGCACUCUCAAGAUUUAUGGAGAAUCUCUUCGACCAGAUGUGCCUUACAAGACUCUGCUGCUGUCAGUGCGAGACACGGCCCUCAACGUUGUCUCAGAAAUGCUGGACAAGUAUGGUCUGUACAAGGAGGACCCAACCAACUACUGUCUCCUGCAGACUGUGAUAGGCAAUGAUGACGGCUAUGGGCGGGCCAUGUCCCCCCAGAAGGAGUACAUCCUGGACGAUGACGAGUGUCCCCUGGCCAUCCUCAUGAACCACCCGCCAUCCAGAGGUGAGUUGAGGGCUGGUGUGGAGAAAUUGUUUUCUUGCCUUAGUUGUAUUGGUGUUUGUUUCUUGGAACUCCCUCGGUGGGUUGAACGAAGUAAGCAGACUGUGUGUAUGGCGUGUGUGUGUUUGCCUUGUUGUAUUUACCUACCUAGUUGCUGUAGCAACUAUCCGAAUGCUAUCCGAACAGCUGAUGGCUGCCUUGUAUUGGACAUGGAUGGGCAGAGGGCUCAUUGGGCUGAGUACUUUGAGCAGCUGUAUAUGGCAGACCCUCCAUGUGGGCAGCUUCCAGUUGCUGGGUUGCAGGUGGUGGAUGCUGAUCCACCCAUUGACAAAAGCCCACCCUCUCUGGACGAGGUCAGAGAGGCUGUAGCAAAGUUGAGGGGUGGAAAAGCCCCUGGUACCUGUAACAUCAGUGCAGAGCUGCUCAAAGCUGGAGGUGAGGCCACGCUCCGCGAGUUGCAUGUGGUCUUGAAUGCCAUAUGGCAGUCCGGUACCAUUUCUCCUGACUGGAUGGCGGGGUUGGUCAUCCCAAUCUGGAAAGGGAUAGGGGACUGACAGGACUGCAACAAC
Molecule: messenger RNA, 1609 nt
Organism: Eriocheir sinensis (Chinese mitten crab)
Lineage: Eukaryota; Metazoa; Arthropoda; Malacostraca; Decapoda; Varunidae
Product: afadin-like
Exons: 6
Coding region: 137-1594 (485 amino acids)
Biological process (GO): regulation of protein localization; signal transduction
Cellular component (GO): adherens junction
Molecular function (GO): cell adhesion molecule binding
Source: RefSeq, a predicted model, not a curated record